AUGCCAGCCUCGGACGUCAGCGUCAACGCAGAGACUCGAUGGUGCCGACUGCGGGACGCCGUCACCUUGAUCAUCGUCGGUGUCCUCGGUAGCGCAUUUCGCCAUCUCCAGGACAGGUUCGACGAAAACGCUGCCAACCUCAGCAAUCUGCUCGCCAAAAAGAACAGACUACAUAGGGCCUACCUCGACUGUCCAACCGAUGCAAACAAGAUGGCCUUCUACGAAUGUCAUCGCCUUGGCAGCAGCGAUGGCGAGAAAUGUAGGACGCCUGGAUGACUCGCAAAACCGAGGAGAUCUAGGAAUACGCCGACAGCAACGAAUCAAAGGACUUCUUCCCUGCGAUCACGGCGAUAUACGAUACCGCAACGAAAGGAACCGCACCACUUCCCAGCUCCGAUAUCUAAACGCUUUUGACGGAGGAGUCGCAGAUUCUGGAACGCUCGGCCGAGCCCUUCAGAGGCGUCCUCGACCGCUCCUCUACAAUCUGUGACGCGGCCAUCGACCGGCUCCCCCUAGUGGACAUCAACUUCGACCCGGAUCUCCCACUCUUCUUUCCAAAAGCCAUUCCAGCGGGGAUGCUGCAGGCACAGAUGCGAUUCUAGAUGAAAUCAACAAACACGGCGGCUACUGACUGAUGGACCGACCCACGGCGCUAUUCCUGGAGAUAUGGCGACAAGUACAGGUUCCUCAGGAUUUCAAGGACGCAACCACUGUCCAUCCCUACAAGCGUGAAGGAACCAGCGACUCUGUAAUAACCACGGACGCAUCUCGUAAUUCAACAUCUCUGGAAGGAUCUUCGUUCGCCUACUCCUCCAUCGUCUCAACGGCUACCUCAAGCGAGGACCACUGCCGAAAAGCCAAUGUGGUUUCCGAAAACGGCGCGAGGCCAUCGAAAUGGUAUUUGCUACUCGUCAGCUACAAAGCAAAUGGGAGGAGAUGCGAACCCACCUCUACAGUACCUCCGUGGACUUGAUGAAAACCAUUGAGUGGGUAAACAGCGGGCUAUUGUGGAAAAUCUUACAGAAAUUCGUCCGUUCUGAGAGAUUCAUGCUCAUGGUACGUGUCAGCUCCACAGUUGUAUUCUAGCGCGCGUCCAGGACGACGAUGCAAUCUCCGAGGCAAUUGCAGUGAGCAACGGAGCGAAGUGGGGCUGCUUACUUGCUCCCGCCCUCUCCAACCUCAUGUUCCCUAUUAUACUGAUGGAAGCCUAACGUGAUAAGCGCUCUGGGAUACGCAUCGUUUACAGAACCGACAGGCAUCUUCUGCACAGCGGGCGCAUGUGAGCCGUAACGCGACUAUCUACGACCACGGUCCACGAUCUGCUCUUCGCCGACGUCUGCGCGCUCGACACCAUGACCAAAGUGGACAUGCAGCGGAACAUGGAACUCUUCGGACGGGCGUGCCAAAUUCGGCGUAGCACCGGGUAAGGACAAAACGAUGGUCGUGCACCAACUGUCAACCAACGCGCAACACAGCACCCCUCUUCGAAUCACUGUCAACGGCAAGUGACUCCAAGCCGUGGACAUCUUUGCCUACCUGUAAGCACAUUCUCGCGCAACACAAACAUCAAUGAUGAGGUUGCUCGUCGCUUCUCCAAAGUCAACCAGGCCAUCGACUGGCUGCAAGCCUCUGUGUGGAAUCGUCACAGCGUUAAACUGAACACCAAACUCAGGAUGUACAAGACCGUUGUCUUGACGACAUUCUUUUAUGGAACGAAGAUCUAGAGCGUCUACGUAAGCCAUACCAGGAAGCUCAACAACGUCCAUCUCAAGUGCAUUCAAAGAAUGCGGAAAUUGAAAAGGCAAGACAGGAUCCCGGAUACGGAAGUUCUGGAACGGACCGGAAUCCUCAACAUCCACGCCAUGCUUAGGCAACUGAGGCGGCGAUGGAGCGGCCAUCUGGUGAGAAUGUACGACGCUCGCCUACCAAGACAACUAUUCUACGAAGAUGUCACAACGGAUGCUAAGCGACGCUAAAAAGGCGCUUCGAGAAAUUCGAUGAAGCGAUUGCAUAUAAGCCCAGAGACCUGGAUGGGUCUCGCUCAGAACAGACCAUCGCACGGAGGCUGGCGAAUCAGUGCCUGGAGCAUUAAAAUACAUCAGACGCACUCGACUCAUCUGCCAAGGCAUGUGCCUACUAGGCCAUACGCGCAUUCAUGAAAACCUGCGAUAGAUCACAGCCGGCCAUAUAAAGUCAUCACAUUUCUCUUCACGGGCAUUUGCAACGCCCACCAGCAUCACCCAUCGGCACACAACUCAACUGACAUGCAGUUGGUACCUCUCAGGUUAGUUAUGAGUGCGCUUCUCGUCACCUUCUCCAUGUGGCUUCCCUGCUGCAUGUGUGGCCCGAGCCUGAGACUAUCCCGGUUUGCCAAACGCCAUGGUUUGGAAGGUUGCCAAGUGACACCAACUCAGUUCGCGCAAUCUGUACAGUUAUGUGUGUUUGUGUGGAGUGGCGGACUGGUGGGUUUAGAGUCAUGCUGCAACGGCUCCUUCUUAACGUGACCUCUGGCACUCUAGCGUACAUGAGGAGUGUGUGUAUAGGGGCAGUAUGUCUCAGUCGGUGACUAACUGCUUACUCGACAUUUGAAGGGUGAUGAACCGGGCUAAAUGCAGGGCUGCGUCUCACCAUUCUGGGCGUUAAGGAUUGUGCACGGCUGCUAUACCAUGAUCAGCAAACCAUGGCCCUAGCCGCCUGAUGUGCGCUGGCAGUUCUCUAGCAUCUGGCGUCAUGGCGGUGAAUGCACUUGCGCUCACGUUGCCCAGUGAUUUGUGUCAUCCUCUCCUCUUUCUAACACAUUUUUGUUGAUUAGAGUCCUGGUCGGCUGUUUGUCGUGGAUGAGGCGGUGUGAUGACAAGCCUAGAUGCGGGUCCGGCCUUGCCAGUCAUCUGCUCCCUCUUCCCCCCUAGGGUCUUCUUGACUAAUUUUUGACACCAGGCCCAGGUGGGGUGGGGGGGGAGGAGGGAGUAUGGUCGAUUGAGCGCAAGACUGCUCUCAUCAUAGACUACUUCAGGCGUAAGUCACCGUGCCUACUCGCACCUUGCUGUGGAGCAUACGGUGAACAUCGUCGGGCGCGACGGUCGAAUUGUCACUGUGCAAGAUGGUGACGGUCAAUAAGGCAUGAGCGGCCCUCUCAGUCUUGUCUUUGUUGAUAUUCCUUCCUCUGUAUCAGUUCAAGAUCCAUCUUACGUAAUCUAUUGUGGAGAGGAGAAGGCGUUUAAGUCGCUACAAAUGGAUGCAGAUAUAAUUAUCUUUUCUGCUGUCAAAGAUAGUGCUACCACAGUUCUGGAUAAGAAAAAUUUAACAAGAUUUUGUCGAUUCCGACAGGCAAUUUAACCUACCAACCCUUUGCUACCACCUAGCCCAAAUCCCGAAAUUUAUCAAUCAAGGAAGUGGAAAACGCCAUACAGGGAGGAAUAUGAACCCCGCGUUCUACAGGAGCCCUUCCGAUAAAUUUCUAGGGAGGUAAGAAUUAGGGUUAAGGCUUGGGCCAGGGUUACUGUUUUGGCUAUGACAGGGAAAUAAUCACCAUUUCUGGAAUCUUCGAUAAGACCAUCCGUAUUACGGGGAUGUUUCCAUUCUCGCGUAUACUCACAACUGCUACCGGGGAACGCUUCAAAUUACUUUUACCAACGUGAACUCACAAGUACAAAAUCCCACAUUUCUUGACGGUUUUAGAGGUGGGCUUACGCGCGACCGACAGUUUUUCCAGUCGAUGCACCUUAGUACACAGAUUCCAAGUGGUUUCCCGCCAAAUAAACUCGUUUACGAGGAACCUAGAAACUACAUUGGAAGACCCAACACGGACCUUAGACAAAAUAAGGAUAGUCACAUUCAAGGCAGAUGAGAUAGCAACGUCUUUUGGCGUUUUUUCUCCGUAAACACUCAUUUUAUUUGAUUCAGCAACGUUAUACAAGAAACUGUCCCAAACUAAUAACUUAUAUUACUGUACACAUCCUGUUUGGACUAUCACUACGUUGUAGAGAAGCGAAUAUUUUCUUCGUCAAAGAAUGCUGUCAACAGUUUUAGUGCUCCCCAAUGAAUUCACUUAUAUCCAGUUUGCUUUAAUAAUCAACAAAAAGCAAUCGGUCUUCAUAUUUUAGACCGAAAAUGUGGCUUAGUUGUGGAGAUAACGCACUUUUAUUGUCGGGAUGGACAAGUUGAAAGGGCUGUACACAAGCUUAACCCUACUUUCCUUGGAAUCUAGUUGAUGCUCGAAACUUAAAUUCCUGCUGAUGCACUUAUACAGUGACCAAACACCUUAGUUUAUCACAAAAAUCACGUUCCGGUGUCAUUCUGCGGUAUGAGAGUAAACAUCUAGUGUCUCGCGAACAAGUUUCCGUCAGCAGUCUGCCAUGUCGAGCAGAAAGCAAUCGCCCUAGUGGCGAAACUUAUCGAACCAAAGUGGGACGACCUUUUGGCUUGUCUUCCAAUGAAGGUUGUCCACAUAAGUACGUACGUCAGUGUAUGAGCUGAUAUGCUUCCGGACGCAAAGAUACUCCGUAAAGAUAUGCCGCUACCGAGCAGGCAUCCAGAGCAUCUACUUGAUGGCCGCUUUCCCGAUAAAACGAAUAUGUAUAUGCACGUUUUGGAAGGCAAACUAAGAGAACGCCAGAGACUACUAAAGCAGAAACUAUCAACCGUCUUACGCGUCCUAAAGACAAUAUUAAAGACUUGAAUAAGAGGAAUGUAAUCCAUGAAAUGUCCUAUGGAGGCUUUGGUACAAAUACUGUGGUCGAAAGGGGAAUUUAGUUCCAACCUAAUAAUAUGAGAGGCUGCACGUAGUAAGGAUGUGGGAUUACUUAUCUCAAGUAGACAUGCAUGUGCUGGAUACGGGGUGCGCAUUUCGUUGCGGGGAAAACUGCACGGUUAAGUCAAAGACGGGUCAUGAGAUUUUCGAAAAAAAUGAAUCACCAGGUUUGUUUCUAACCUAUGCCUCAACUGGACCUUUACACGGGCCACAGCAUCUGCCUCGCCUCCGAUCCAACCAACUCCUGCCACCAUCAUCUCGUCCUCAAACCCACGCUUGCACUGGAUUCAAUUGCUCAUUUCAAUGUUGAAAACACUCUUCUCCACUUUAUUUGCUGUCUUCGGUGUAGCCGCUCAGGCUCUGCCACUCACGCAGCGCUAGGAAUCAUGUGGUCACGAUCCUUGAGCAGCCGAAACAUAAACACAUACAGCCUCUUAAUCAGCUAGUCGCGGGGGCCAACAAACUCGGCAAUCUCUCAAUCAACUGGCCAAGUUGACGCUAGCUGACACUCACAUGACUCUUAUUCAUUCACGCCUACCUCACGUUAGCGGACGGACGCUCUCAGGCUUAGAACUAGCCGUGCGGCAUGAGCUACGACCAUCACAAGGUUUCUGUACAGAAUACUCGACUUCUAUCGGUGUCUUUCUCUUCCAACACGGAAUUGGGUCGUAGUUAUUGUGGCGCUCAGAGUGCACUCACUACUCAGGCGCUACAUAUCGGUCUGAAUACCAAAUACUAAUUUCCUAAAGAAUAGGGAAGCGCACAGGCAAUGCCAAGCGGCGGAUCACUAAGACCGCCGCAUUACGGCGUCAACGUUAACCGGAUGGGUGAUCUUUUAGGAACUAUUUAGGAACAGUUAGGAACAGUUUACAGUUUGUUUCACACUUACUAUAUAUUUGUCGACAAAGUUCAAGCCGAUCUCGAAGAUAUGUAAAAUAAGCUAGCUUGUUUCCUCAAAAUGACUCAUGAAUAUUCCACACUAAUCUGAUCGAUAAACGGCCUGCCAAUGCUACGUAUCAGUUACAAUCCCAACCGAUAGGAUAACAGGCAAGUGACUUGAUGGUAAAUCGUGCAAUGAUUUACCGUACUAACAACACACGGUACGGUAAAUCAUUGCACAAUUCUAUACUACUGGCUGCCUGUUGGCGGUUUGUGAAUAUAAAGCGGUUAUUCAGCAGUAGCUGAUGGAUUUCAGCUCAAAUAUUCAUAUCAAAUUUCGGGCCGCGCCUGAAAAGGUCUGUUUCGAAAGAGUUAUUCCAAGUUCGCGCAUUAAUUUCCUGGGAAAUUAAACAAGGCAUAAUAGUAAAUCGUUUAAUUAAAUAACCAAUGGCCAAUUGCUUCAAGAUCGUAUCCCAGAUUAUCCUAACUUUGGGUGAAGGUAUGGCCGGUCGAGCAAGUGGCCAUCACAGCCUCCUUUUUAUUCAUCGGUAUGCAAUUUGCAUUAUAAGAUGCCGAUAAUUGACCGUUCUCGGGGCAUUAGGCUUGCGCUAUAGAUCAAAACAUAACAAGCCCUUUUUGUACUGUUACCCGAUUGAUUAGCAGUCCUCCCACGCCGUAUAUAUGUGGGUGUGGAAAAAUGGAGCCCCCAUCGUUCUGUCUGAAUCGUCUGGUGUGCAAUAAAAGUGCCUUUUAUGCUCUACACUAGGGGCCGAAUGGGUGGAGGCUGCGGGGUGCCGUGGGCGCGGAUCCACGUCGCAGUUGUACGGUCACUCCAGGUUCAUCGAAGCACUUCAAUGGAAGUUGCACGACUAUGCACUGGCGGAGCACCCUGCGUUUGGUGUAAUCUUUUGGAAGGCUGCCAACUGAAGGGAUAGGUCGGACCUCAUAGGAGUAUGUUGGACUGGCUGCGGGACUGAUAGACUGCAAUGUCUCUUUCGUAUUCUGGCCUUUAUGUAAUUCUCAGACAUGUAAGAUCCGAAACGACCUUACAGAGGCCUCGAGCACGCAAUGGGCACCACGUCAUAUGCGACAUGCCGAUGGCCCAUUUAUCUUUGUCAGGCACCGCCAUCGAGCUCACAUCCAGUCGUCAUAACAUUGUCUUCUUACCGGAGCUUGGUGGAUGCGGCAGGUGUUGCGAAAGUCUUCCCCACUGAACCCCAGUUCACGCCCACGCCAGCAUCCUGCGCCAAGCCCAUGAGACACAUGGCGCACAUCAAUGUUCGCGACGGUCGAAUUAUCAGUACACUGCGUCCAAGACGACUAAGUAGGCAAUUGCGCGUGCGGUUCAAGCUAAUGAAUCAGUGCUUUCUUAUCUCCAUGGGACAGCUAUUCUUUUUAGGUAGUCAUGAAUUUAGGAAGAGAAAAAUGUCGGCCAGGUAAUGAAGAUAUGGAAGGCGGAUAAAUCAAAGCACCGGAUAACCAAACGUAUGACCGAACUCGUAACCGUUUUUACACAGCCACUGGACAAAUGGAAAACAGCCUAAGAUUAUCAAUGGAUCCAGGUCAGCGGUUGCUCAGCGCUAACAGCGGCCCUAGUUCAUAAGAGGGUGUUGAGGGUCGUGUUGCAAUCGGGGCGCAUCCUCUUCCACUCUUAAACGUGCUUGCAGACUUCAGGCAUGUUUCUACAUCACCAGAAUUGUUUCAGACAAAUGUUUAAAGGCAAGGAGAGGGCUUAAAGUGCCGCGAGUCAAUGGAAAUCACUAAAACAGCCAACUUAAAUUGGGCAACGUAUAGUGUUAUCAACAAUGGACGACAGCUAGUUUGGUCGACGUGCAAAGGUCUCGACUGAGAUGAAAUGGCGAAUGUCUUCGAAUUUUGAGAUUAACAGACGUAGAAUUUUGCAUUGGAAUGGAUUUCUCGAAUGUUCAAACUGAUGAAAACCGCAUUCAUAUUUGAGCAGUUGCCUGAAGCCCAGAAGGUGGUAUUUUAACUUUCCUUACUGAGAACUUGAAUGGCUCACGUCCCACUAAAUUUCCACAACUGUGUCUGCUACCAAUACUGUUAAACGCUACAAAAUCGGUCCUCCGUCAUGACAGUAUAUCUGCUCACUGGCGCCACAUAUCCGAGGAUUUCAAUAGACUUCACCACUUUAGGUGUCUCUCACGGUCAGCUGGACCUCCCGACUCCAGUCUUAUAGGGCAUGCCUGGGAAUAUACUCACUAGGUGACUCUCAAAAAACCGUGGCUACAAGGGCUUUCCGAACGCAAUGUCCUUCUUACGAAUGCAUUAAAUAUGCGAAAAAAAGAAAAAGUCUCAUCACGAUCAGAACAGGCGGAAACUGGUUGCUUCCUGAAUUCUGCAUGUGGACGCGUCUGUCGUAUGCUUGAAAGCAGAUAAUUCAUGCAUUUGGUUUUAUUCAAAUUAUACUGAGAUAAGCUGAUUGAAAGUAAGUCUAGUUAAAAUGUACGACAAUGGUUUGAUCUUCGCGCAUUUAACACGGUUUGCUGAGGAGAAAAUUUAUUUGACGAACAAUAUAUAAACCCAUAGGAACAUGUUACACUACGAGAUUUAUAGACUAUUAAGAUAAGGAUUUGGGGCUACAAGUCAAAAGAAGAUUGCUUAGAGUUGUCUCCAAGAUUGCAACGAACACUGGUGGUUGUUCUACACAAAAAGUGAUUGUCUUUGAUCAACUUUUUCAUCAAAAUGCCAGAAACUAUCCUAAUCGACAGGGUUCUGAGCGCUGAACUCAAAGUUCAGACAUAAAUAAUUUAUCUGAGGUGCAUAUACCAGAAAUAACAUAGAAGACCCUUGGGGGACUUACAGAGGGGCUGAACCACUAGGAACUGUGUCAUGUAGCAGCAGCAAAAUAGGCGAAACCUAUCUCUGAUCCUUUGGUUAGUUCCCCUGUUUGGUACAUGAUGUAAUCAUUGUCAAGCAAUCUGUCACACAUUUUGAGUAAAAUUUUCUAGUGAUUUGCGUAUAUACGUCCAUUUUUUGCAUUGGCGUGUAAAAGUUGACAUCUUCUUGUUUAGUGAAAACAGACUUUUCACACAACGAAGAUUAACUUUAAUGAUAUGUAGCAAGAAUGGUUUAAAAAUGGCUUUCCUUCAUACCAUGGUGUCACUGGCUAAAUCUAAAAGUAGAUAUGAUCUUCGCCAAAUAGCCUCUUUCAGCCUAUUCUUUUACUGAUACUUUCGAUUGUUGUAGUAAAAACGUCCGCAAAACAGAAAUAGCCAGGUCAUUAUGUACAUCUUUCCGCCUUAUGUACUGCGUACGCACAACAAUUUUGUUGCUGAAACAUCACAUGCCUACUACCAUUAUAUGUGCUCAGAAAGGGCAACGGAUGAGCAGACUUUGAUCGAACGAAUGACUAAGAAUUCUAAUUUUCUCCCAAAAUCACCAAUUCAGACGCCUUGCGCAAAACAAAAUCACUCCAGAGCUAAAUAAGGCCACAACCACAUGAACGCCUACCGCAGGUGUCGGGCUACUUACGUAGGUCACACCACUAAUAGUUUUAACCACCCCAACCAAUAAAUGGAAAUAUCUUUCCCGUAAAGAGGACCACCCUGCACUACUCAUUUGUCCGGGUGACGUACUCCUCGGUGUAAUGCACUCAUUAUUCGUCGUGAUACUCCGUCAACGAAUACCUGUGUAGAAAAUUCCGAUAAGCAAAUAGCAGUAAAUCCUUUAUGACCGUGUGAGCUAUAGUCAUUGAAAAGCACGGCGUCAAAUCGUGCAUGAUGGUGCAUACGUCACUGCUUUUGGCAGACGCCUCACGUAGUAAAGUGAUCCCUCCCGGAUAGUGGAGUUUGCGUCUCGCAACCCCCUGCUAAAAGUGGGAAUCCAUGAAGCUAAGACCCUAUGUUUUUAUGAUUAUUUUUAUGUGUCUCAGGCUUAUACAAACCCUUCUCCCCUUCUUAAAAACAGUUUUCACACGGCCAUACAGCAUAAAAUCAUAAGAUUUUAUUGGAUAUAGCGUCUAGUGUAUAAAAUAAACCGGGCAAUCCAACUGAGAAAGUACGUACCAGGGACAAAAAGGUCCGUCGUCCGCAAAAAUCCUCGAGCCUGCGAAAAAUCUGCGAAAUAUAUGUGGAUAGGCUAGCAUAUAAAAUUCCCGAUACGAUGAAGCCGUGAAGGUCGAAGAGCGAUAUGGCAAUUGAUUAAUGAACUGCUCUCUUCGUCUGAGGCGGAUAACUUCUCUUACUCCGCAGUAUAUUACUUCUACGGUUUUUUCUCGCGGUUUACAGCAUAGUGAUUCACCGUUCGAUCGCUCUUCUGCUAAGAGAAAUUGCACGCGAGGUCGAAAUCUUGCCUCGCCUAAUCUCCGUCAAUUUCACUCCUUCGGGCAUUCGAAAACAUCGAAAAAUGGCUGAAGUUAGUUGUUGUAGGGAAAAAAUCGAUUUGUUGCUCAUUGUGUUGCUGUUACCCUACUUGUCUGUCGUGCCAAGCGCUCCAAUCGAACCCAGGGUUAGAUUUGCAUUGUAGUGCAUUCAUAGUGCACAUCUGAAGAAACUUUUGUGUAUUAGGUGGCCUUAUGAUGGUGAGAGCCAUAUUUUGAUUGUUCUCAUUAUUUAGUGUUGAAGUACGCCAUUUUACAGUGAGACCUUGCUCAAACUAAGGUUCCUCAGGCAGAAACCGGUUUUGUCUGCGUGAAACUGUUGACAUUUUAGUCAGAACGUGGGAGGUCUUGUAAAUGUGGGACAGGCUGUAUAUGUAAAAAUGUAAGCGGACCGGAUGAGAAGGAAAUAGGUGGUGAGACUCUUUCAAUAAAAUGAAAGACAUUUCGUGUUAAAGAAGUAGAAACUAGCGAUCAACAGACUGAUUCCGCAUAUGUUGUGUGCUUGUCUAACCGUUUCUGGGGUAGUUUCAUGACGCCGAACAUGGACAGAUGUUUUAAAAUCUGCCUCAGUUAUUUGCCGUGUACUGGUGAAUAUGGCAUUGCCGUCGUCCGAAUUUUCUAGAAAGGUUUUAGUCUAAGUGCUUCGCUGAACAUUGUGUCUGUGUUUCUUUACUGUGCUGCAGUCAACGUCAGAGUUAUUGCAGAAAAAAAACGCGUCGGCACAGACCAUGCUGCCUGGAGAGGAGUGCUGGGUCCCCAUUGUCUCUACGGCUCCAAUCACAAUGGCCUGCUCCUCCUACGAACCUGCGCCGAACACUGGAUCAUCCUGACUAACACCUACUUCCGCCUCCCCAUGCGAGAGAAGGCCACCUGGAUGAACCCUUGGUUGCGACACUGGCACCUGCUGGACUAUGUCCUCGUCCGGAGAGGAGACCACCGGGACGCGCUUGUGACAAAGGCGAUUCCGGGUGCUGACAGGUCGGCCGACAAUCAUAUCGUCAUCUCCAAGAUGCGAAUUCACCUACAGCCUCGCAGGAGACCUCAAGGUAAGCGAUCACCAGGUAAGCUGAAUAUUGGUUUGUUGUCUUUGCCUGCUCAUCAUCACCAUUUCAUUAACGAGCUAGCUCAAGAGCUAGCCAACCUUCCAGUCACCGCCGUCGUCGCCGCCAUCGAGGAGAACGCCUCCGUGGAGAACCGAUGGUGUCAACUUCGGGACACAGUUCAAUCGACGGCGCUGGCUGUCCUCGGUCGUGCACGCCACCAACACUAG
Molecule: messenger RNA, 11238 nt
Organism: Spirometra erinaceieuropaei
Lineage: Eukaryota; Metazoa; Platyhelminthes; Cestoda; Diphyllobothriidea; Diphyllobothriidae
Source: the annotation of a GenBank genome assembly